AUGGAAGCUCGCAUGGACAAUAGGUAUAAGACGACCGAAGGCGUCGCCCAGCAAGGCUCACUGAAGCAGGACGACAUUCGAACCAGCUCAAGCUCCAAUCCCAAGAAACACGAGCAUGACAAUCCACGACUCGUUCGCCGCGUAGGAACACACAAACUCAUCACCUGCGUAGGCGUCUACUUCUCCCUUGGCCCGAACCGGUGUUUCUUCGCCCACAUCAACGCCCUUGUCAUGCGACAGCACAACUGGAGAUUGUGGCGAGACGAAUAUCAGCGCGACGUCAAGGACGAAGGCGAGGCGGAGUAUUACAGACGCCGAGUCAACUUCCAGCUGGAGCAGCAUGCCAAGUGGAAUGCUUGGGAUCCGGCUGAGCACAGGUCCGAUAUUGCGCGGUCGUUGAUCAUUGCUUGUCCGGUAAUGGAAGGAAGGACUGUACUUCUGGGGGUUGAGAGUGAGAAGGAGGUCGAGGGGCACAAAAAAUCUGGGUUCGUCGUUGAACAUCCGGGUGGAAAGCCCGUGAUGCUAUCCUAUGAUGCGACUGAAGGUCUUCCACCGCCUGAGUUGGAACAGUACGCGCCUCUGGAUGAGACAAACGUGGAGCAGUUUGAGAUCACGCUUGACCUCAAUCCAGGCAGCAAUAGCUGGUCGCCACUCAUGUGA
This is a messenger RNA of Recurvomyces mirabilis, 660 nucleotides long. RefSeq lists its product as uncharacterized. Bases 1 to 660 code for a protein of 219 amino acids. The record is from RefSeq and is a predicted model, not a curated record. The transcript is spliced from 3 exons. NCBI's taxonomy places the organism in Eukaryota, Fungi, Ascomycota, Dothideomycetes, Mycosphaerellales, Teratosphaeriaceae.